This is a messenger RNA of Tarenaya hassleriana, 1223 nucleotides long. Its product is annotated as probable proteasome inhibitor. Gene Ontology annotation, molecular function: endopeptidase inhibitor activity; proteasome binding. The transcript has 9 exons. Bases 108 to 1025 code for a protein of 305 amino acids. Lineage: Eukaryota; Viridiplantae; Streptophyta; Magnoliopsida; Brassicales; Cleomaceae. Gene Ontology annotation, biological process: proteasome-mediated ubiquitin-dependent protein catabolic process. The record is from RefSeq and is a predicted model, not a curated record.
GUUUUUUUUUUUCGUUGGGAUCCCUUGGAGUCGUCGUUUAAGGAACAACUCUCGAGUAUUCGAGAAAGAGGACGAAACCGAAGAGAAGCUCUUCACACGUAGAAUCCAUGGCGAACGACAAAGCGGUUAUGGCUGUGAUCAGAGCUGCGAGACCGAGCUUCAGAAACAACCACGACAAGGUCUCUUUCGCCGUCCACUCCUCCUUCCUCGCCGCCGGUUACGUCCUUAUCGCCACCGGACGGCCUGCUUUCGCCGGCGACGCUCUCUAUUCCACUUCUCUUGACGAGGUUGGAAUUGAUGGGUGGAACGAGUUUGAUGGUGAGUACGCGUUUGUGUAUACGUAUCCGGACAAGGGCUCGGUGAAAGUUAUCGUGAAGUGCUUAGCAAUGGGUGAUAAGCUUUUGGUCGAUGCCAUAGCUGAUGGCGGAAAUGUUCCAGCACAUCUCGCGAUAGAUGUUGGGGAUUAUGUCGGAGAGAACGGAGAUGGGAAUUAUUCUGCACAGUUCAAGAAUUUGGAGAAGUUGGUGGGUGAUUUGCAGAAGGAGGUUCUGAAUAAGCUUCAUCCAGAAGCAAAGCCCAGUUCUUCGGAUAGUCGUUCCUUCAGUUUGGAGAGAAAUGAAGAGCGUAGAGGCAUAAGAGAGCCCGGAAGUGGAAUUCCCGAUCCAUACGGCCCUCAAAUUGACCCAUCAGGGGCCAUAAUCCCUCCUAUACCGAGCGGGGGAGGUUUUAGCGAUCUGUUCCCGGGCCCUGGUGCUGGAGCAUACCCUCACAGGGGUGGAUUUGGUGAUGGAAGCAUGCUCGUAGGACCUGGAGAUCCUCGUUUUUUCGGUCCAUUCGGUGAUCGACCCGACUUCCCGGGAGCACAACCGGGAAUUCCUCCCGGUGCUCGGUUUGAUCCUUAUGGACCACCAGGUGUUCCGGGUUUUGAGCCAGGCCGCUUCAUUCGGCAACCUCCGCGAAGGGGGCCGGGGAACGGGACACAUCCGGAUCUAGAGCAUUUCCCUGGUGGAUCAGACUUUAUAUAAGGGGGACUCUGUGUCCGGAGAAAGCAGAAGAGAGUGCAUACACAGUACACUGGUUCCAUCUCUGCAUCUCCAAGUCUAGUAUAGUACAUAUAUGUACGGACUGGCCAAGGAGCCGUUUGCUUUUGUUUUGUUUGCACUGUUUGUUUUUUUUUUUUUUGGUUGUUGGAAUGGAAUGUUUAUGUUCAUGGUUUCAUGGCA